Molecule: messenger RNA, 705 nt
Organism: Trypanosoma conorhini
Lineage: Eukaryota; Euglenozoa; Kinetoplastea; Trypanosomatida; Trypanosomatidae
Product: small nuclear RNA activating protein 3
Exons: 1
Coding region: 1-705 (234 amino acids)
Source: RefSeq, a predicted model, not a curated record
AUGGAGAAGCAGCUGCACCUCAUCGCGUUGGAUUUUGUGGCGCUUUACCGUGAGGUGUCAAGGCAUUCUCUACUGACGCCAGAGGGUCUCGACAUGGACGCGUUCCAGGCUGUGUUUGACCGCAUGCACAUGGAGUAUCUGCACUACGCCGGGUCAAGCCCUACUCAACCGUUCCACGUGGAGGUGGUUGAAAAUGUGCUUCAGCUUGCCGCUGCGUAUCUUUCGCUACCUACGGAUGUGAGCCCCAGUAGUCGUGCCUUUGGUCUGUACCUCGUCUUCUUUCUCUACGCGUCGCAGCCGUGCAUCGAGACGACACCUGUGCGGGUACAUGUGCCGCUUGCAACUAUGCAAAGCUACCUGGAUGAUAUUACCGAUGGUGUGGAGGGUGCGGAAUCGCAGACUGCCGCCGCGGCGCAACUAGGUCGCCGCGUGACAGAUGGAGAGAGACGAAUACUUCUCGCACUCCACAAAGCAAGGGCGUGGCACAUCAUGCCAUUUGUUAACUUCUCUGUGCACCUGCAGACAUUACUGAAGGUGCACGACGCGGAAGGCGUCCCGCUGGGGAGGAGUGUUGCCCAAACGCAGCAGCAACAGCAGCAGGUGGUGGACGCAGUUGGGGCGGAUACCGCCUUAUCAAAGGAAUUAGAGGCGUAUGAGGCGAUGAAACGCCGCUUGGGCCUGAACGAUGCCCUGGGGCGAAACUGA